Messenger RNA from Cordyceps fumosorosea ARSEF 2679, 954 nucleotides. RefSeq names its product NAD(P)-binding domain protein. Gene Ontology annotation, molecular function: NAD binding. Bases 1 to 954 code for a protein of 317 amino acids. The transcript has a single exon. The record is from RefSeq and is a predicted model, not a curated record. NCBI's taxonomy places the organism in Eukaryota, Fungi, Ascomycota, Sordariomycetes, Hypocreales, Cordycipitaceae.
AUGAAGCUCCUCUACCCCACGUCCAUCAAGCUCGACCUCGAGUCCCACCUGCGCGCCCAGCACCCGGACAUCGUCCUCGUCGCCUACGACCCCGCGGCGCUCAUCCCCGCCGAGCACCUCGACGCCACCGUCCUCGUCGCCUGGACCAACUCCGCCGCCAACCUCGCCCACGCCGCCGCGCACAUGCCCGCCCUGCGGUGGGUGCAGUCGCUCGCCGCCGGCCCCAACGACGUGCUCGCCGCCGGCUUCGACCGGUCCCGCGUGGCCGUCACCUCGGGCUCCGGCCUGCACAACGCGCCCGUCGCCGAGCACGCGCUCGGCCUGCUGCUCAACGCCGCGCGCCGCUUCUACGAGAUGCGCGACCACCAGGCGCGCCGCUCCUGGGCGGGCCACCUCCGCGGCGACCCCACCCUCCCCGGCUACAUGUUCUCGACGCUGCGCGGCGCCAACGUGGUCAUCUGGGGGUACGGCAACAUCGCCAAGACGCUGGCGCCGCACCUGACGGCGCUCGGCGCCACGGUGCGCGGCGUGGCCCGCUCACCGGGUGUGCGCGACGGCGUCGAGGUCUUCGCGGAGGAGAAGCUGCCGGAGCUGCUGCGCGCCGCGGACGCGCUGGUCAUGAUCCUGCCGGGGUCGGAGGCCACGCGCCACGCGCUCAACGCCGAGCGCAUCGCACACUUGAGCGAGAACGCCUGGGUGGUCAACGUCGGCCGCGGCACGUCGGUCGACGAGGCUGCGCUGGUGGACGCGCUCGAGAAGCGGAAGAUUGGCGGCGCGGCGCUCGACGUCUUCGAGGAGGAGCCCCUGCCGGCGUCGAGCAAGCUCUGGGACGCCCCCAACCUGAUCCUCUCGCCGCACGCGGCCGGCAACCGCCCGCUGGGCUCCGAGGUCCUCAUCGCGGAGAACCUCGAGCUCUUCCUGGAGGGCAAGACCAUGACGAACACGAUGCCGUGA